This is a messenger RNA of Papilio xuthus (Asian swallowtail), 3579 nucleotides long. It is a transcript of the gene cue, whose product is annotated as Low-density lipoprotein receptor repeat domain-containing protein cueball. The record is from RefSeq and is a predicted model, not a curated record. The transcript has 7 exons. The coding region runs from base 181 to 1905 and encodes 574 amino acids. Gene Ontology annotation, biological process: canonical Wnt signaling pathway. Lineage: Eukaryota; Metazoa; Arthropoda; Insecta; Lepidoptera; Papilionidae. Gene Ontology annotation, cellular component: plasma membrane. Gene Ontology annotation, molecular function: Wnt-protein binding; Wnt receptor activity.
ACUCAACAGUCGACCGUUUCAAUUUCACUCGACUCGACUUUAUUUAGUUUCGGUCUGACACGCGGCCGGUGUGGAUGUUAACGACGCGCGCCCUCUGUCCGUCAUUGGGCUGAAACUCGAACAAACAUUAUUCGAUCCAAAGUGCAUUUAGACAUACAUAUUCAAAAUUAAUGAAAUAAAAUGUUGAAAACACUGUGUUUGUUGGCUUAUGUCAUCGUUUCCAUCGGCUUCGUUCAUGCGUGGGACGUUGCUAUUACUGCUGGGGACCAAAUAGAAUUCUAUACUAACCAGACAAAGAUAAGCAAUGAAGGAGUUAGAUUUCGAGAGUUAACCGCGCUAGCUUACGAUGCGGUUCACAAUAUGUUGCUGUUUGUGGACACACAGAACGACAACGCGUCUAUAUUUAGUUAUGAUAUAAAUAAGAAAGAAUAUAAACCUUUAGUCAGAAGGAGAUCGUAUGAAAACAUACAAGGAUUAGCAUUCGAUCCUGUGACUAAGAAGCUGUUCUGGACGGAUACUAAUGAGAAAAGUAUAUACUGGAAGUCCUUGAAACCUGGCUCCAAGAAUGAUACGUACGGGAAUCUGCUUAUCAAAAUGGAUGAUGAAGUACCCAGAGCAAUUGCGGUGGACAGUUGCAGAGGAUAUAUUUAUUGGACCAACAUAAAUAUAAUAAAACCAACAAUAGAAAGAGCUCGCUUAGACGGCUCAGAGAGAACAGUCAUUCUAAAUUCCACAAACAUCUAUAAAGUUGUUAGUAUCGCUAUAGAUCAGAAAACGAAAAAACUUUACUGGAUCGACGAUAAAGAGGGAAUACAUUACUCUAUCGAGAGCUCUGAUUUGGAUGGUAAAAACCAAAAGAAGUUAUUAGCAGGGACGAAUCAUAUGCCCAACACAAUAACAGUAUCAAAAGAUUACCUCUACUGGGUUGAUUUGGGUUACAGAUCUGUAUGGAAAUUACCUAAAAACCCUUCACCUAAUGAAGAACCAGAAGAUAUUAUCAAUUUCACGAAUGUACCUCCGUUUGGGAUCGUCGCUAACUAUAAAAUAACGGAACAAAUCGGUGGGGUCGCGGAAUGUGAGAAAUUGUCUUCGAUAGCUGAGAAUAAGACAGUUAUAAAUGAUAUUUUCACUAUACCAAGCGAUGUCGGUCUGUUUUGUUUGCACGGAGUGAAGGUAGAGGGCGUUACUACAUGCAAAUGUUCGACGGGGUACAUCGGGGAGCGAUGCGAGAUCUCAGUGUGCCACAACUUUUGUGUGCAAGGUGAUUGCAGCGCCACUAAUAAUGGGGAACCUGUAUGCAAAUGUAAAUCUGGCUACACAGGCGCGCGAUGCGAUGUGAACAUCUGUGAGGGACACUGUUUGAAUUACGGUACAUGUUCCAUUGGUACAGACCAGAAGCCUACGUGUAAAUGUCCCGUAGACUUUGAAGGGGAUAGAUGUGAGAUUUUAAAACUUGUUCCUACAACUACAGUACCCAAUGAACAUUGCAACUGUACCAAAGAAAAUGACAGUGCGUUAUUAUCAACAUCAGAUUCUGCAAACAACGACGUUUAUGUAGAGUCAUAUAACAGCUGGGAUCCCGUCAGAGACCCUAUCAUCAUGGCACUGGGCACGAUGGCCGGGUUAUUGUUCGUGGCUUGCGCAGUCCUUGUUAUGAAAGUGUUGAGAUUGAGAAAGAGGCCGAGAAUCAAGAGACGCAUCAUUGUAAACAAGAACGUUACCCCGCUGACAGCCCGCCCUGACCAAUGCGAGAUCACUAUCGAAAAUUGUUGCAACAUGAACAUCUGCGAAACGCCAUGUUUCGAGCCACGAAACACAAUACGACCAAAUCUACUCAACGGUAAGCCUGGAAAAGAAGAGAAGAGAAACUUAAUAGCCAACAUGGAAAACGACGACCCAUAUUAAUUUUCAUAUCAAAAUUUAAUUUGCUGAACUAAUAAACGUUUUGGUAUUAUGUCCAAAGUUAAAACUAUUGUGAUAUUUACUGUUAGGUGACGACAACUGUUUAGGAUUAUGUCUGACGCAAAAUGGCUGUGGAUUGAAAUGUGUUUGAAUAUCAGAAUUAAAAAGGUCGGGUAACAUACGUUCGCGCCAAAGCUUUCCUUUAAAAUACAUAGACUUAUAGGUUAAAGAAUGGCUUUUGCUAAGAUUUUCCACCAAAAAAUUAUCUAUAGUUUAAAACGAUGUCUUUGAAAGUAAAUGUAAAUUUGAUAUACAUCGUUAUGAUUACCGUUUUAAAAUUGGAAUAAUUUUACGGCACAACGUAAUUUUGGUAAGAAAUUACAUAGGCCAUUGACUUUAACACGUUAGCUGCCAUUUCGGACUAUAUGUCCGACAAGCUAAUGUUUCAAUCAGGCCGUGUUGUCCGACUAUUUGUCCGACAAGCCAUACUUCCAUUCAACACCUCGCUGUGGCUUUUUAAUCGAAUUGUUGUAUACAGCGUGACCCGCAAGGCCCCGUAAAGCUUAUAAACAGCGGGUCAAUUUUUUUCGUUUUUUGAAAAAUCAUUCUGGCAGCUAACGUGUUAAAAUACAUUUAGUUUUGUUUACAAUGUGAGGUUUUAUUAUAAUACUUUGGGAUGAGGUAAAAACAAUAUUACAGUUUGGUAAAAACCAAGUACUAAGGUAUUAAUAAUUGUGAAGCCAAAUUCGAUGUGUAUAUCAUACAUACUAAAUAACAUGAGUAAAUUGUUUAAAAAAAAAUACAAAAAUGUAAGUUUUUGAGCAACUUUUAUAAAUUUAUCGCAUCGAGUUAGGUUCAAACACACUGACAUUUGCAUUAAUGUUACAAGUUAAAAUAUACCCAAUUCUACUUCCGAAACGUCUUAACAAAUAUAUUGUCAUCUCUUUCAUUUCCUUAAAAACAAUUGAGACAGCAAUAUUUUUGUGUAGACGUCAGUGAAAACAGUAACUACAAUCACAGUAAUUCAUUGUUACAAUUAAACUCACACAGUGCCUUCGCGAGCUAUCUUAAUACCAAUGUUAAAUUUAGUAUGUUUUAUAAAUAUUAAAUGUUGCCUCAAUGGGUAUAAGUAUUGUGAAUCAAAGUCCCCGUGAGUAAUUUUAUAGUAAUAUUUUUUAAUACAUGGCAACACCAAUGCUUUUCUUUGACAGAUAAAAAAUAAUUCUUCGUUUACUUCAAACUUAAAAUUCUUAUGUACAAUAACUUUUCGUACUUUAAAAUAUCUUUGACAUGUAAUAUAUUUACUUAAGUGUUACUUGUCCUGUAGCGUCUGUACGGUUUUGUCUUUUCUUAAAUAAUAAGUUCUGUCAAAAAUAACUUAGGUAUGAACCAGAUAAAGCAUUUUCAAAUAUUUAUUUGAUUUGUCUGUUAUCCUACAGUUUUAAUAUUAUAAUAUGUAUUUAAGCAACUGCCACCAGCUUUUCCUAUGAGGAGCCUAUUUAAAAGCAUAUCCAUGUUUUUAUUAAGUAGAUUUAAGCAAACUGCAGAAGGUUUAAAAAUCUUCAAAUGGUUCCUUUAUUGUGUUCAACUUUGCAAAAGUUUUUAGUUUCUUCCGUACAGCGUUGUUUUGAAAUAAUUGUUAACUAAUUUUAAUUUAAUGAACUUAAUGGGCUGUUA